AUGCAGAGGCGCAACGAGACCGGGUCGGUCUUUGAGGCACCGAGUCCGACAAUCCCGACAUACCGGCCCAGUUCGCAAUCAUCCAAACGCACGUACACUCUAUCAGCACUUUCCCCAAAAUAUCAGCAGUACUUGUCAAUGGCAGAUGAUAUACAUCCUUUGGACAGGGUACAACCAGACGACGAAAAUGUCACAGAGAUUGUUCACUUUCUCCAAACCCACGUAUCCCCGCCUGCGCAGACGAACGGCCCAAAGGACAUGAUCAAAGCAGGACAGAGGCGCCUCAGAUUGGCGCUCCGCAACAAGAAGGGAGCGGAUUCAAAGGCGAAGGCGGAGGAGGCUUCUCGUCAACUUGCAGCACUUCAGCAACAGAAUAAUUUCCGGAGGUCGCAGUACAAUAAAUGGGGCAACAAGCAGAGUGUUGGUUCCUCGGCGUCGAGCUCCAAGUCUACCACGGAUCUCAGUUACAAGUCAACCUCGAAACGGGAUGUUGAGGGCAUUGGCCGGCCCUGGCUGGAUCACCCGUUCCAUAGGAGGGACGAGCCGGGCUCGAAGGGAAGUAGUCAUGUGUCGUCGCUGGAUCUCCGUGAUCUCGCAUCGUUUGUUGAGGCAGCGGUGAAUUUCUCCCAGAGUGAAGAUUGCGAGCCUCCCCCGUACCAGCCUCAGUACGCAGCAGCUGCAUCGACCAUCGAGCGUAUGCCACAUCCCAAUGCGCUGCCUAGAUCCCUCGCCGUGGCCUCCGGGCCGGACGUGGAAGAUAUCAGUCGUAAGACUAGCGAUGAGUUGUUUAUUGCCCCACGGUGCAACGAUUCAGCCCAGCCGUCGAUGUCGAGCGAGAGGCCGAACUACGAGACGCAACCUCUGGGAUUGAAACCAAAGCGCAGCGGCCCAGUAGCUCCUAAGCUAGCUCCACCACCUAGCUCUAGGAGUUCGUCAGCACCAACGACACCAAUUCUCAAACUCUUUCCUGACGCUGCAACCCCUCGCACUUCGAGCAGGCGAGACCUUCGUAUCCCGACCAGUCGAUCCUCGACGCCGAAACCGCCUUUGCCGCCUGUCUCCACGUCUCAGAACACUCCAUUAUUGCCUUCUGUUUUUGAGUCGAACAACCGCGAGCUUCGGAAUUCGUCCAAGAGUCUACCCAAGAUUCAUGAACAUGCUUCCGAUGCACACGGUACAAAGCGGCCUUGUCCAACUGCGUCGGAACAGCCCUCGGCAAUUGCUAGGGAAAGGCUCGACCCGGCGGAUGCAGAAGCGAAGCAGGCUCGUCGUCCUUCGUCCUUGCCUCCAGGUAUUAUGGAUGCCUUUCCUAUGCCUGCGCCAGCCAAGCCUUUACCCACAGUGCCUGAACCAAAUUCUCGACUUCACGGCAGUAGUGAGCAAUCGGCUUUGAGCAAACAGAAAAGUAAGCUCGACUUGAGCCACCAUAUCGCGGAGCUUCCAGGAAGCCUACCGCCGGGUAUCAGUAUUUCAUCCCCAAGCAGCCCGGAUAUCAACAACAGUGCUUCGCGAGGUCGUGAUUCUCCGUUCCCGAGAAUUGUUGGAACCGUGGACGCAUCAACACGCGAGACAAAACCGCCAGCAUCUCCCCGGCGUGGCUCGCAGGGUAAAGCUGGGCGAACUCGCGAAGCCAAGGUCCGCUCGUUGAUAAUGAGAGAUCUCGCCAAAAGUCGACAUCUGAAGAACUUGAAUAAGGGUCAAAUCGAUGAGUCCCAAAAGGAGGCAGGGUCAGCUCAAACACGAAGAAAUGAAGAUUCUCAAUUCAAGGCCCAAGAGCAAUGUCAAAAAAUGGUCCUCCCUGGUCCUUCCUCGCCUCCUCUCAAAGCUCCUCAACCGUCGAACCCAUCGCGACAAGUCAUCCAGAACCGGCGGUACUGCACGCCUCUAGCGACUACUAUGGCUGCGGCACUCGAGAGUCAUGAAAACCAGCGAAGCUCGACUUCCAACCGGAAACACCACGUAUCUCGACGAAGUAGCGCACUGAAUCUCGAAGCAAAAUCUGCGAGGGAACCCGUGAAGCAAAGUAUACUCGAUCAAGAGGAAACCCCCUUACCAUCUUCAGAUGACGAAGGCCCGGCCGGGGACUUUUACUGGAACCCGCCGCGCAAAAGCACCGGACGACGCCGACGAAAACCGACUCCUAUCAUCGUUGAUAAACCCGCCACGGAAAGGGGCCGGUCGAUGGAGAAACAGCAGACUACGAACAGCAUGAGCCCAACCACGCUACACAACUACAGUCGGCGUGGUCUCGCAAAGAAGCCGCAGACGCAUCCCUCUACGAAGGAUCACCAGACUUAUGAACGACACAACUACCACACACCAGAUCCCAAGCCCAAUUCUUCGCUCGAGGGACGUGUUGAGCAUCUUGAGCGCCAAAAUAAAAUCCUUCAAGCUGCUCUCCUUGCCGCUUUGGAUGUGGGUGUUAAACAGGACUUGUCCAGCCUUCUGGUGGCAACCGCAGCUUCAAACGUGACGCCUCCACUCACUGGUACAUCCUUCUCCUCGGGAGCCAACACUGUCUCAUCUGAGGCGUCCUCAGCUGGGCAGGAAAGACAUCCGCGUAAUGGAAAGGCGCCAUACCAACCAGAAAGCUGGAUCGCAAGCCCCGACUCGUUCAAGAAGGACAACUAUGGCAGCGAUGAUGUCGAAGCCAGGGAGAUCGAGCAGAUGAUUGACGAGUUUGACCUUGACUGGCUAUCGGAUCGGUCGAGCAUUCUUACUAGGGGCUGA
This is a messenger RNA of Aspergillus mulundensis, 2730 nucleotides long. RefSeq lists its product as uncharacterized. Bases 1 to 2730 code for a protein of 909 amino acids. NCBI's taxonomy places the organism in Eukaryota, Fungi, Ascomycota, Eurotiomycetes, Eurotiales, Aspergillaceae. The transcript has 2 exons. The record is from RefSeq and is a predicted model, not a curated record.